This is a messenger RNA of Punica granatum (pomegranate), 1846 nucleotides long. NCBI's taxonomy places the organism in Eukaryota, Viridiplantae, Streptophyta, Magnoliopsida, Myrtales, Lythraceae. The record is from RefSeq and is a predicted model, not a curated record.
AUUGGCCCCUCGAUUGGUGCUUAUAAAUAUCCAAAUCAGAUUUGCUAUGUUGCUCAUGCAAACAUAAUUAGUAUAGAAACCACAACAUGGAGCUAUUCUACCUAUGUGCACUCUCACUUGCAAUCCUCUGCACCUCUCUUUACACCCUCUUCUUCCUCUUUCCAAAAAACCCGAGAUCGAACAAUAACCUUCCCCCAGGGCGAAAUGGCUUGCCCGUGAUCGGGGAGACCCUGGAGUACGUCAUGGCUGCCAGGAAGGGGAAGCCAGAGGGUUUCAUAUCUGAACGGAUGAGGAAGUACUCGCCGGAUAUCUUCCGGACCUCCCUUCUUGGGGAAAGCCUGGUGGUGUUCUGUGGCGCAUCGGGCAACAAGUUCCUGUUCUCUGGUCAGAACAAGUACGUCACCUCAUGGUGGCCACAGUCAAUGAGCAAGGCACUCAUGUUCCCUUCUGCUGCUAAUAAUAGGUCCAGCGGGGAAGAAUCGACCAAGUUCCGGAGCUUCCUUCCUGAGUUUCUCAAGCCGGAGAGUCUGCAACACUAUAUCCCCAUCAUGGACUCUAUGGCGAGGGAGCACUUGCAAAAGGAAUGGUCACCAUUCGAGGAAGUCAAGGUCUUCCCCCUGUCAAAGAAGUACACUUUUGCUCUUGCCUGUCGGCUAUUCAUGAGCAUCGAUGACCCUGAGGAGGUCGAGCAGUUCUCCCGGCCCUUCGCCCUGGUCACAGAGGGCCUCAUGUCGGUGCCAAUAGACUUGCCUGGCACAACCUUCCGCAGGGCCAUCAAGGCUGGGAAGGUGAUCCGGGAGGAGCUCAUGAAGAUCAUAAGGCGAAGGAAGUUGGAGAUCCUUGCCAGUCGCUCGGAGAACAGAGAGGAUGGCACUAGCAAUAAGGUUAGCAAGGACUUGUUGGAGAGCAUGCUGCUGGCCCAAAGUUACAACGAUGAGAAAGAGAUGGACAUGGAGAUUGAGAUGAACAUAGCCAAUAAGAUUGUUGGCUUCUUCAUAGCUAGCCACGACACUACUAGUACGGCCAUCACCUUCGUCGUGCAUUAUCUCUCAAAAUUCCCCGACAUAUACGAAGAGGUCUUCAAAGAGCAAAUCGAGAUUUACAAGUCCAAGGGAGGAGACAAGCUGUUGAACUGGAAUGACGUACAGAAGAUGAAGUACACCUGGAACGUGGCGUGCGAGGCGAUGAGGCUGGCACCCCCCGCCCAGGGCGCCUUCCGAGAGGCCAUCACGGACUUCACUUAUGCUGGGUUCGACAUCCCUAAGGGACAGAAGACAUAUUGGACAGCGAACACAACACACAAGAAUCCCCAGUACUUCCCGGACCCAGAGAAGUUCGACCCAUCAAGAUUUGAAGGAAAUGGACCCACACCAUACACCUUCGUGCCGUUUGGUGGCGGGCCUCGGAUGUGCCCGGGGAAGGAAUAUGCGCGGCUCGAGAUUUUAGUCUUCAUCCAUAAUCUGGUGAUGAGAUUCAGAUGGGAGAGCCUCUUCCCUAAUGAGAAGAUAGCUUAUAAUCCAUCUCCCAUCCCUGAGAAGGGCCUCCCAGUCCGCCUCAAGCCUCAUCAGGAAAUCAAAACAUACCCGGAUUGAUCAUUUCUGGAAAAAUUGCACCAAUGCCCCUGCACUUCGUCGAUUUCACAAAGGCGUCCCAUGGCUUUGGGGAAAUUGUCACGCUCCCCCAACAGAUAGGAGUGACUAUUUUAAAUAUAUAUUCAGCAUCAUCAAAUUAAUUUUAACAUGUUUUUUCGUGAAUAAUCGAAAGUAGAACUCGUGUAAUAGCCGGUUAUGUCUGUGUUUUCGUAAGUUAUUUUGCGAUUUGAAUAUAUUCUAAGUUUACCUUAAAU